This is a messenger RNA of Cuscuta campestris, 2490 nucleotides long. Lineage: Eukaryota; Viridiplantae; Streptophyta; Magnoliopsida; Solanales; Convolvulaceae. The record is from the annotation of a GenBank genome assembly.
CUCGAGAGAGUCUCUCGGGAGGCUGGAUUAGCCACAAGUUGUGGUGAACUAGGGUAAAAUUCGGUGUGCCUCUUACUCUUCUCUUUACUUCUCUUUUAAGUUUUUAAUUCCUGCGAUUUCUACGAUCAAACGCUAUUCACCCCCCCUCUAGCGUUGGUCUUUUAUUCUAACAAUUGGUAUCAGAGCCUAACUCACGUCUAAACUUAACCGUUUGAGAGUAAAGCGAUCAUGGGUUCUUCUUCUAGAAAUCAUUAUGCAGGAAUUGGAGAAGGUCAAUCAACAUCUAGGCCACCGCUUUUUGAUGGCACCAACUACACAUAUUGGAAAGAGCGGCUGAGAAUUUAUAUCCGCUCAACCAACUUCCAGUUGUGGUUGGUCAUCAAAAACGGCGAAGAAACGCCAAUGAAGAAGGUCGAUGAAAAACUUGUCCCAAAGACCGAAGACGAAUUUGAUGCCGAAGACAUCAAGAAGGUGGAGAACUACGCCAAGGCAAUCAACAUGUUGUACUGUGCGGUCAAUCCUGAUGAUUAUCGCAAGAUCUCUUGCUGCACCACUGCAAAAGAAAUGUGGGACAAGCUGGAAGUCACAUAUGAAGGUACGGACCAAGUUCGGGAAGCCAAAAUUGACUUCCUAAUGCAGGAGUACGAGAUGUUCAGGAUGAAGGAAGGCAAAAAGAUGGAUGACAUGUUCGAUCGAUUCUCAAAGAUCAUCAACGACCUUCACGCUCUCAAGAAGACGUACGCCAACAAGGACCUUGUGAGGAAAAUCCUGCGUAGUCUCACACCCGAAUGGAGAUCAAAGGCUGACGCAAUCUACGAAUCCAUCGGAGUCUCCAAUGUCACCAUCGACGGGCUAAGAGGUUACCUCAAAACUUAUGAAUCUACUAUUCUAACUCCGUCUUUGGAUGAACAAAAGAAGAAGGGAAUAGCACUGAAAGCAACCAAGGAGACCGUGGAAGAAGACUCAAGCGAUGAUGACAACGAGUUCGGACUCGUCAUCAAGAAAUUCCACAAAUUUAUGAAGAAGGAAUUUGAGCGCAAAGGAAGAAAGCACGACGGUCCCCCGAAGUGCUAUGGCUGUGGUGAGAUAGGCCACAUCAAGCCGAGGAAAGAGGACAAAGGUUUCCAAGAAGAAGGGCAACACCGAAGCUACGACCUCAGCGCCCCCUACCUGGACGGCUCGUUUCUUGAGUUCGGGUCGGAGGACGAACUCAACCGGUUCCUCACGCACUUUGCCAAGCAGCCCAUUUCUCCGCCUAGGGUGCUGCCCGAGUUGUACCCUCAACAAAAGGGGUACCACGACCUCGACAAUCAGCUUCAAGCGUCGGGUUUGUGGUCUUUCGUCUCCAGGAGCCGCUCGAGCUUCAAUCCCGCCUUCGUCCGGGCCUUCUACUUCAAUCUCCGCCGUGACGGUGACACCAUUCGCAGCAUCAUCAAUCUCUACGACAUAGAGAUUGAUUUACCUACCUUUGCUCGGGUCGCAGGGCUGCCCAUCCGCGGUGACGACAUCGCGACUUAUGGUGGCGACGAUUGGAUCCUAAACAACGAGGCAGUCGUCAUUCAUGAGCUUGGGAUCACCAACUUGAUCCGCCACAGCGGCGCGCCGACGAUCCACUCGGCCCCACCGGACAAGCGCCUCCUCCUCUACAUCAUCACCCAGAUUCUCCGCCCCCGGGACAGCAGCCAUACCUCGCUCUUCAACGAGGACUUGAAGGCGAUUCACGCCAUCAUCCACGGCGCCUCCAUCAAUUGGGCGAAAUUCGUGAUGAUCCACAUGGCGGAUUGCGCCUCCAUCGCCACGGAGCAGAGCUUGCCAUACGCCUUCCUCGUCAUGGACCUCAUCAUCUCCGCCGACAUCUCCAUCGCCGGCCCGGAUACGAAGAUGAUGAAGAUUUGGAUCAUUCAAGACAACACCUUCCGGAAGAAGUCUGGAGACAGGGACGGCGCAGGCCCAAGUCGUGCACCAGCCCCCGCUCCCUCCAAGGCCUCUUUGCAAUCCAUAGCCGAUACUCUGAAUCGGCUAACCCUCACAGUGGAUGGCAUGGGGCAGUCAAUUGAGCGGAUGGACUGGACGUUGCAACGCCAACACCACGACAUAACGGUGUUCUUCCGCGGCAUCAACUACAUCCCGCCGCCCUUUGAUAGCACCUUCCUCGGCGAAAACUAUGAAGGCGAGGACGAGGAGGAUAACUCCUAUGCUCCGUCCUCCUCCCCCGACGAAGCCGACUUUGAGGACGCGGUCGACGGGGAUCCCAUGGACGUCGAGGACGACGAGGAUGCCGACGAGGACGAGGGCGCCGAUGCCUAGACUCUUCUUUUCUCUUCUCUCCUUACUAUGAUUGUAUUUUUUAUUUCCAUUCCGUUGCAUUCCCCAUUUUCCUUUUUAAAUGAAUAAAAAUUUACUUUUAAACUCUAAAGUUCACUUUUAACUCUUUUUGUUAAUGUCAAAAGGGGAAGAUAUUAAGGUUAUGCAUAAAUUGAGGGGGAAUUU